This is a messenger RNA of Ostrea edulis (European flat oyster), 857 nucleotides long. Its product is annotated as sperm protamine P1-like. The transcript is spliced from 3 exons. The record is from RefSeq and is a predicted model, not a curated record. Bases 149 to 619 code for a protein of 156 amino acids. NCBI's taxonomy places the organism in Eukaryota, Metazoa, Mollusca, Bivalvia, Ostreida, Ostreidae.
CAAGAAGCUUUCAAAUUAGACAUUACACAUUUAGAAAAUGAACUAAAUCCGAAAGAUGACAGCUGCAUGAAUAAUUAAACAGGAUCCUCUUUCUAUAAAUUCAAAACCCUGCGGCUGGUUCGUUUACACCAAAACCUCCUCCCAGGAAAUGCUGGCGACAGCUUCAUUUCUCGUUGUGCUAUGCGGCUUCUUUCUGACUGAAUUUUCUCAUCAGGUUGAUGCAGAAAAUGGCGAAGUUAGCGUCAGAGAUUUCACUGGUUUGAGGUUUAAGCGUUUGGUGCCUUAUGGAGGAUUAAAAAGAGCAAUUUCAGGGAAAAUUAAUAGCAUCACUUCACGAAACCCAAAAGGGAAAUUUCAAAAAAAGAUAAGCCCGAGGAACAAAUUUAAAAAGAGUCUCAAGAAAAAGAAAAGCUCCAAAUCUAGAAGGAAGUCAAGGAAAAGAAAGAAUAAAAAACGGUCUAAAAAAAGGAAAGGGAAAAAAGGAAAAAGAUCCAAGAAGAAGAGAGGGAAAAAAAGAAGUUCCAAGAAAAGAGGAAAGAAACGAAGAAGUUCCAAAAAGAAGAGAGGAAAAUCACGAAAAGGAAAAUCAUCAAAACGAUCCAAAGGCAACAGAGGGUGAAUAGACACAGGCGAAAACUAGAGAGGGGUCCAAAAUGAAGAGAAACACAUGAUAAUUUAAAUGAUUUCAUCCAAACGAUCUAAGAGGCGGAGAAUCAACAAUAGUAAAUCUUAAACACAUCAAAAACAAUACAAAAGCGUGAGCCCAACUACUAGUACAUGUAAUUUAGAAAAAUUUCAUCUUAAUUUAUGGUACCGGUGAGUCGAUAUAUUGGGAUACAUAAUAAAUAUAAACUUGU